Molecule: messenger RNA, 1773 nt
Organism: Colletes gigas
Lineage: Eukaryota; Metazoa; Arthropoda; Insecta; Hymenoptera; Colletidae
Product: replication initiator 1-like
Exons: 3
Coding region: 1-1098 (365 amino acids)
Biological process (GO): regulation of transcription by RNA polymerase II
Cellular component (GO): nucleus
Molecular function (GO): RNA polymerase II cis-regulatory region sequence-specific DNA binding; DNA-binding transcription activator activity, RNA polymerase II-specific
Source: RefSeq, a predicted model, not a curated record
AUGGCCGCGUUGGUAGUUUGCUGCGACUGUUACGGAUUGUUUAGAACUACGAGAAGUGUCUUGGAUCCCCUAAGCGAAGUGUUUAAGAUCGAAUCGUCGAUCUCGACCGUAGACUACGUGAACUGGAUCAAGAAGGAGAACUUCGAGGUCGUGCCUACGCAUCGAGAAGCAAACGACGCAAGAACAAAGCACGACACGGAGACCGUGCUUUACUCGACGAACCACGCCGAUCGAAAGACAAAGAAAAGAACGCUAACGAACCGUUUGGAGUGCGACCACUGUAGCCGCAGGUUCUUGAAGAAGAGCAACCUCGUGGAGCACUUGAAGAAACACAGACACAGGUGCCCGGACUGCCCGAAAACCUUCAGGCUCCGUCGAUACCUGACCUCCCACACGGAGAAGAUCCAUCGGCUGCAGGUGUACGAUUGCAGCGUUUGCAAUUACAAGAGCAACAACAAGGGCACCCUGAAGAACCACUACAUACGACUGCACACGAACAAUUACAAUUUUGCGUGCGACGUGUGCGGUAAACAGUUCAAGAUCAAGAAAGCGUUGAACCAUCACGUGAAGCAGAACCACAGCGACGCGCCGCCGAUAGUGUGCGACGUUUGCGGCCACUUCAGCAAGAAUCUUCACGCGCUGAAGGCGCACAUGAAGUACAGACACUACAAGCCCGAGUUUAUCUGCAGAAUCUGCAGAAGGGGCAUGACCACGCAAGAGAACCUGGAGCAACACUUGACGUGGCACGAGACCAGAGAGAAGGUGCUCUGUCCAACUUGCGGCAAGAGAUUUCGAGGACGCGAUCUCGACUCCCACAUGCGGGUGCACACGGGGGUCAAGCCUUUUCCGUGUCCGGUCUGCGGCAAGUCGUUCAGAAGGCAGACCGCCCAGGAGCAACACGUACUCAUCCACACCGGAAAGAGACCGUACGUUUGCGACAUAUGCGGACAGGCGUUCGCCCAGAAACCGGGUCUCAUCUGCCACAGGAAACGCCAUCCUGGACCCCUACCGCCGCUACCAGUCGUCUCCAUCAAGAACAUCGUCACGGAGUUCACCAAGGAGUACAUUAUGAAGAAUACCAUGAUCAAAAUCGAGUGAAACAACGACUCGUUUAGGCAAGAUACUUGUUAGAUAGUUCUCAAGAUGGCGUCGAGGGGGGAUGUAAUUUGGACUCUUCGCUACUUGAACUUGUGUUUCAGUAGAUAAAAGGAACGCGUAUUUCUUAUUUUUAUAUUCAAAUUUUAAUUCGGAUAUUAUUCAAAUACUUAGACCUAUCGAUAUUGUGACGUGGACCAUAAAUCAAAGUCUUUGCCUCCAUUGCUCUUUUUAAAACUUUAUUUUCAUUUAAUAUAAGCAGUAAAAAGUCACUAUAUUUCUAACUUGUAGUGAAAACACUUUCAAGAAAAGAACAAUAACAUACGAAAUUUCAUUUCAAUGAUAAUCUUCAGUUAUUAAAUUUCGUCAAGGACUUCUAAAUUUUGAGCGCACAGAAGUCGAAGUAUCCUCAAUUUUCUUCCUUCUGUCAGAGUUUAAUCAAUUAGCUACCCAAAGUCUGCCUUUGAUAAGGACGAAAGACAAAGCGAUGGGAUAGCUUUCAGCGUCUUUAAGCAGUUGAUUUCAUUUCGACGAUGAAUUGCGUUUCGAGCAGCUUGGCGCUUCUAUUUCUCAGAAAACAAUGCACUUUCGUGACAAUCGUUGUACAAAGUAAUUACUGACUCCAACGCGACGCAAUAACAUGUACAUUCACUCUGGAGCGAAGCGUAAUCUGCAAUU